AUGGGACGUCUACAAGUAGCUAUUGAUCGAGGUGGAACAUUUACUGAUGUUGUUGCUCGUACAUCAGAUGGUAAAAUUGUUACAAUGAAAUUAUUAUCUGAAGAUCCAGAAAAAUAUAAAGAUGCACCAACAGAAGCAAUACGUCGAUUAAUAAAACAAGAUUCUUUUCCACUUGAUCCAGCUAAUAUUGAUUGGAUUCGUAUGGGUACAACAGUAGCAACAAAUGCAUUACUUGAACGAAAAGGUGAACGUGUUGCUUUACUUGUUACAAAUGGUUUUCGUGAUUUACUUCAUAUUGGAAGUCAAUCUCGACCUAAAUUAUUUGAUUUAACAGUUCGUAUAUCGGAUGUUGUUUAUGAAGAAGUAAUUGAAGUACAAGAAAGAGUUGUAAUUUUUCGUGAUGAUUGUGAAUUAACUGAUGAAAUACGAGGAAAAAUUCAACAAACAACAACAACAACAGGAGAAAAGAUUGAAAUUUGGAAAGCAGUUGAUGAAGAACAAUUACGUAAAGAUUUAGGUAAAAUCAAAGAAAAAGGUAUUUUAUCAAUAGCUGUUGCACUUCUUCAUUCAUAUUGUUUUCCUGAUCAUGAAUUACGUGUUGGUGAAAUAGCACGUGAUAUGGGUUUUACAAAUAUAUCUCUAUCACAUCAAAUAAUUGCUAUGCAAAAAUAUGUACCAAGAGCUCAUACAGCUUGUACGGAUGCUUAUUUAACUCCAUGUUUAAAACGGUAUAUUGAUACAUUUACAAAUGCAUUUGAAAAAGAUAAACUUAAUGAACUUAAUGUUCUGUUUAUGCAAUCAGAUGGUGGUUUAACAUCAGUUGAAAAAUUUUCUGGAUCACGUGCUAUUCUUUCUGGACCUGCAGGUGGUGUGAUUGGAUAUUCAGUAACAAGUUAUAUAAAUUCACAACCAGUUAUUGGUUUUGAUAUGGGUGGAACAUCAACUGAUGUUAGUCGAUUUGAUGGUUCACUUGAACAUGUUCUUGAAAGUACAAUUGCAUCUGUAACUAUUCAAGCACCACAAUUAGAUAUAAAUACAGUAGCUGCUGGUGGUGGAAGUAUAUUAAAUUUUCGUUCAGGUCUAUUUCGAGUUGGUCCAGAAUCAGCUGGUGCACAACCUGGUCCAGCAUGUUAUAAAAAAGGUGGACCAUUAACUGUAACUGAUGCUAAUUUAAUCUUAGGUCGUUUAAUAGCAGAACAUUUUCCAGCAUUAUUUGGUCCAAAAGGAAAUGAACCAUUAGAUCCUGAAGCAUCGUUAAAUAAAUUUAAAGAAUUAGCAACAACAAUAAAUUCAUUUUUGAAAGAAGCUGGAAAGAAAACAUUAAGUAUUGAAGACAUAGCUUUGGGUUUUAUUAAUGUUGCUAAUGAAAGUAUGAGUCGUCCUAUUCGAGCAUUAACUGAAGGAAAAGGUUUUGAUCUUCGUGAUCAUGUUUUAGCAUGUUUUGGUGGUGCUGGUGGUCAACAUGCUUGUGCAAUUGCACAUGCUUUAGGCAUGAAAACUGUUCAUGUUAGUCGUUUUGCUGGUGUUCUUUCAGCUUUGGGUUUAGCAUUAGCUGAUGUUGUUCAUGAAAUGCAAGAACCAUCAGGAAAAGUAAUCGAUUCUAAUAAUUGGUCAAAUAUUAAUGAUCGAUUAAAGCAUCUUUCAAACUAUGGAACAGAUGAACUUGUUAAACAAGGAUAUGAUCAGAAAUCAAUAAUUGUAGAAAAAUAUUUAAAUCUACGAUACGAAGGAACUGAUUGUGCACUUAUGUGUGCAAGCAAUGAAGAUUCAGCUGAAUCGUUUAUAGAUGUUUUUCUUAAAAAAUAUAAAGAACAAUUUGGUUUUAUUAUUCCGGAUCGUCCAAUUAUUGUUGAUGAUAUUCGAAUUCGUGCAUUAGCAAAAUCAGCAAUGAAUAUUGAUAGAAAAAUUGAUAUUCGACCAAAAGAUAAAUCUUUCAAAGAACUAAAGAAAGUAAAAUGUUAUUUCGAACAAGGUUUUGUUGAAACACCUGUUUAUCUUAUUGAAGAAUUAUAUGCUAAUGAUCAUAUAUCUGGUCCAGCAAUAAUUAUUGAUCCUAGUUGUACAAUUGUUGUUGAACCAAAUUGUGAAGCUAUAGUAACAGAUUGUGGUGAUAUUCGUAUAGAUAUUAAACAUAUGAAAGAGAAUACUGAUUCAAUUGAACUUGAUCUUAUUAGAUUAUCAAUUUUUCAAAAUCGUUUUAUGAGUAUUGCAGAACAAUGUGGUCGUGUUCUUCAAUUAACUGCUAUUUCGACAAAUAUCAAAGAACGUUUAGAUUUUAGUUGUGCUGUCUUUGGACCUGAUGGUGGUUUAGUUGCAAAUGCUCCUCAUAUACCAGUACAUCUUGGAGCUAUGCAAGAAGCCGUACAAUAUCAAAUGCGUUCUAUUGGCAAAGAUCUUCGUGAUGGAGAUGUGAUUUUGACUAAUCAUCCAGCAGCUGGAGGAAGUCAUUUACCAGAUUUAACUGUCAUUACACCAGUAUUUCAUGGAUCUGAUAAAGAGAAACCAGUAUUUUUUGUUGCAAGUCGUGGUCAUCAUGCUGAUAUCGGUGGUUUAACUCCAGGUUCGAUGCCUCCACAUUCGACAUCUCUACUUCAAGAAGGUGCACAAUUUAUUUCAUUUAAAAUUGUUGAACAAGGUCAAUUUAAAGAAAAAGAACUCAUAGAACAUUUAAAUGCACCAGGACAACAACCAAAUUGUUCAGGAACUCGAACAUUAAUGCAUAAUAUAGCUGAUUUAAAAGCACAAAUAGCUGCUAAUUUAAAAGGUGUUAAAUUAGUUCAAGAAUUGAUUGAUAUUUACAGUCUUAAAUUAGUUCAAGCUUACAUGGGAUAUAUUCAAGAUAAUGCUGAAACAGCUGUGAAAGAUUUACUUAAAACUGUAGUACAUUCUUUAUCUGGAAAAGAAAAUAAAAAUCAAGAUCAAGUUAAAUUACAAGCUGUUGAUUAUAUGGAUGAUGGAUCAAAAAUUUGUUUAUGUGUUGAAAUAAAUGGAAAAGAUUCUAAAGCUAAAUUUGAUUUUACGGGUACAAGUGAACAAGUAUGGUAUAACUGGAAUACACCACGUUCAAUUAGUUAUUCAGCUAUUAUUUAUUGUCUUCGAGCUAUGAUUGCGCAUGAAAUACCAUUAAAUCAAGGAUGUAUGAGACCAAUUGAAGUUAUUCUUCCAUCAGGAUCACUUCUUGAUCCACAUAAAGAUGCUGCAGUAGUCGGUGGAAAUGUUUUAACUAGUCAACGUUUAGUUGAUAUUAUACUUCGUGCAUUCAAUGUUUGUGCUGCAUCACAAGGUUGUAUGAAUAAUAUUACUUGGGGUGAUAAUAAAGCAACUAGUUAUUAUGAAACAGUUGCUGGUGGAGCUGGUGCUGGACCAAAUUGGCAUGGACGUUCAGGUGUUCAUACACAUAUGACUAAUACUCGAAUAACUGAUCCUGAAAUUCUUGAAAAACGUUUUCCUGUUAUUUUACAAAAAUUUUGUCUUCGUUCAUUAUCUGGUGGUCAAGGAAAAUUUCGUGGUGGUGAUGGUGUUGAUCGACAAAUAUUAUUUCGUCGUUCAAUGACAUUGUCAGUAUUAACUGAACGACGUGUAUAUCAACCUUAUGGAUUAAAUGGUGGUGAAAAUGGUCAAUGUGGAAAGAAUUUAUUAAAACGUGUUGAUGGACGAAUAAUAAAUUUAGGUGGAAAAUGUUCAGUACCAAUGGAACCUGGUGAUACAUUUAUUUUACUUACACCUGGUGGUGGUGGUUAUGGGCAAGUCAAUGAUAAAGAAGAAAAAAAUUCUGAAGAAACACAAUUUCAAACAUAUAUUGAACGUGGAAGUUUAUUUGAUUAUAGACUUGCUCAAGAAGGAGUUUAA
Messenger RNA from Rotaria sordida, 3849 nucleotides. Lineage: Eukaryota; Metazoa; Rotifera; Eurotatoria; Philodinida; Philodinidae. The record is from the annotation of a GenBank genome assembly.